This is a messenger RNA of Thalassophryne amazonica, 2927 nucleotides long. It is a transcript of the gene galnt9, whose product is annotated as polypeptide N-acetylgalactosaminyltransferase 9. Lineage: Eukaryota; Metazoa; Chordata; Actinopteri; Batrachoidiformes; Batrachoididae. The record is from RefSeq and is a predicted model, not a curated record. Gene Ontology annotation, cellular component: Golgi apparatus. Bases 387 to 2201 code for a protein of 604 amino acids. The transcript is spliced from 11 exons.
ACCGACCGACUGACGGACAGACGAAGACACAGAGAAACGACGUGUUUUUGAAGCGCGUGUCGCACAGAAAGAAGAUGCCAGAGCAGCUCGGAGGCGGCGGGAGGAUGCUUAAGCGCAACCAGCGGAAGAUGGACGAACACCGGGGCUGAGGAAGCGGCCACUUCUCACCCUACCGACAUGGUUACCGCCGCCGGCAGCGUCGGUUGUUGGCUGUAACAUGUAGCGGAGCGGCUGUUUGUCCGCUGCCCGGGAUCCGUUCAACUUUGACGCGCGGCGGCUCCGAUGCCGAGCUGAGGAGCUGUCCGUGGUGCUGAAGCCACUCCGUCUAAAGCAGGCCACCGCACGCGGACGCACACCGGACUCGCGGCCGCGUUCCAGGCUCGUUCAUGGCUGUGGCACGCAAAAUCAAAACUUUGUUGACCGUCAACAUUCUGGUGUUUGUCGGGAUCAUCCUUUUCUCCGUCUACUGCAGGAUCCAGGACCGCUCCGAGGAGCUGAUCCAGAUCGGCCGUAUAUCCGAGCAGCGGCUCCGAGCCCGAAAUGGCAAAGUUUCCAACUUGGUGGACAGACAGUCGAUCCUCCAGAGACUGGAGAGGCUGGAGGAUGUGGUCUACAACCAGCUCAACGGUUUAGCAAAGCCCAUGGGGCUGGUGGAGGGGCCCGGAGGCCUUGGCCAGGGGGGAGCUGCUGCCACUCUGGGAGAAGACAGUCGCGAUGCUGAGGUGAAAUACGAGGAAUACGGCUACAAUGCUCAGCUCAGCGACCGCAUCUCCCUGGACAGGAGCAUCCCCGACUACAGGCCUAAAAAGUGUAAGCAGCUGACCUACCCAGAAGACCUUCCACAAAUCUCUGUGGUCUUCAUCUUUGUAAACGAGGCGCUGUCGGUCAUCCUGCGCUCUGUUCACAGUGUGGUCAACCACACGCCAGCACACCUCCUCAAAGAGAUCAUCCUGGUAGACGACAACAGCGAUAGUGUGGAGCUGAAGUUCAACUUGGACCAGUAUGUGAACAAACGUUACCCCGGAUUGGUGAAGAUUGUGAGGAACACCAAGCGCGAGGGUCUGAUCCGAGCCAGGAUCCACGGCUGGAACGCGGCCACGGCUCCUGUCGUCGGCUUCUUUGAUGCCCAUGUGGAGUUCAACACCGGCUGGGCUGAACCCAUUUUGACCAGGAUGAAGGAGGAUCACACCCGCAUCAUUCUGCCCGCCAUAGACAACAUCAAGUACAACACGUUCGAGGUGCAGCAGUACGCCAAUGCUGCUCACGGCUACAACUGGGGGCUGUGGUGCAUGUACAUCAUCCCGCCACAGGAGUGGCUGGACAAGGGCGAUGAGACGGCCCCCAUCAGAACUCCCGCUAUGAUUGGCUGCUCCUUUGUGGUUGAUCGGGAAUACUUUGGAGAGAUCGGGCUGUUGGAUCCUGGCAUGGAGGUCUACGGAGGCGAGAACAUCGAGCUUGGCAUGCGGGUGUGGCAAUGUGGAGGGAGCAUGGAAGUCCUGCCGUGUGCCAGAGUGGCUCACAUCGAACGAACCAAGAAGCCCUACAACAAUGACAUUGAUUACUACGCGAAGCGUAACGCUCUACGGGCUGCUGAGGUGUGGAUGGAUGAAUAUAAAUCACAUGUGUACAUGGCCUGGAACAUUCCCAUGAACAACCCUGGGGUUGACUUUGGGGAUGUCUCGGAGCGCUUGGCCUUGAGGAAACGGCUGCAGUGUCAAAGUUUCCGCUGGUACCUGGAACACGUCUACCCCGAGAUGCGGAUUUACAACAACACUAUCACAUACGGAGAGGUGAGGAACAGCAAGGCCAGUGGAUACUGUCUGGACCAGGGCUCAGAGGACGAUGACAAAGCCAUCCUGUACCCAUGUCACGGCAUGUCCUCGCAGCUUGCCCGCUAUUCUACAGAAGGGCUUCUCCAGCUGGGACCCUUGGGGUCGACCACCUUUCUGCCUGACACAAAAUGUCUCGUUGAUGAUGGCAGAACACGAACUCCCAGCCUGAAAAAAUGCGAUGCUGUUUCGAGGAUUUCCCAGAGGCAGUGGGACUUCACACAGAACGGUCCAAUAAUCAGCAGAGACACGGGUCGAUGCCUGGAGGUAGAAAUGUCCAAGGAUGCUAAUUUUGGCCUUCGUCUGGUGGUCCAGAGGUGUUCUGGUCAGAAGUGGAUGAUACGAAACUGGAUUAAGCAUCCCAGACACUGAAGCCAGAGAAGAAGCUCUGAGCUGGUUUUCAAUUGUGUUUGCAGUUACAGUUGGAUGGCAGACUGCGGACACUUCAGAGGGCCGUUCAGGCUACAGACUGCACUGCAAACUGAGCCCCUGUCAGGCCAUGCGGCUUUCCAACAUUGUACUCUUCUUUGAAAAGGAAUAUGAUCAACUGAUACAUUGAGCCUUGCGUUGGCAGAGACCUUACAGCAAGCUGUGCUGUUUGACAUGCACUCUGUUUCAUGUAUAAAACACAACAACACACCGGAGUGCAACCCCUGAAGGGUUCAACGUCCCAUCACUUCUUUUUAUUUUCUGUCACAUUUGCAGAUUUAAAAGCAAACUGAAUGUGGGGUUGUUGUUGUUUUUUUUUUUCUUUUUCUUCAGUGCGUCUGAACAAAUCAAACAUAAUAAUUGCAGUCAACAUCAAAGUGAUUAUUUUUGCUGUCAUUUUCAGAAAAUUGCACUGAUGUGCCGGGCUUCAAACAGACUUGUGAUCAGGCAGUGUUUCACCUGCAUUCACACAAACUGAGUCUUUAUUUCUUUGGACUGUAUUACUCACAAGAGUAAUCAUGCCUUUUUUUCUUUUGUGUGUUCUUUAUUUCAGCUUCAACUGACCCGGGAACACCAUUCCCAAAAGCAUGUACAAAAAUUAUUUAAAAGCUAUUAAUAUAUAAAACAAUGUAUAGAACACUCAUAGUAAUAUAUAUUGUAAAAAUUAAA